Molecule: messenger RNA, 6435 nt
Organism: Notolabrus celidotus (New Zealand spotty)
Lineage: Eukaryota; Metazoa; Chordata; Actinopteri; Labriformes; Labridae
Product: aryl hydrocarbon receptor-like
Exons: 11
Coding region: 319-3090 (923 amino acids)
Biological process (GO): regulation of transcription by RNA polymerase II
Cellular component (GO): aryl hydrocarbon receptor complex; nucleus
Molecular function (GO): transcription cis-regulatory region binding; protein dimerization activity; nuclear receptor activity
Source: RefSeq, a predicted model, not a curated record
AACAGACCCAGAGAGGGAGGACUGGCUGCGGUGUGAGCUCCUGUCUGGACUUCCCCUGCAAACUGAGCUUUUUAAAUGUAGUCUUUGACGGACAGGGUUCCUGCUAGACCUCACAGAUGUGGAUUAUAUCUCCAGAGUACUCGGUCUAAACCCUCUGAAACGGAUUUAAAGCGGAGUAACCCGGAUGUUGUGCAGGGUUAGAGUAGAUUAAGGUCCUGGGUGUGUCCGUGGGGUGAAGAAAUCAGACUUUCUUUAAUGUAAACUUGGACUUUCUGUCUUUGAAGUGAAAGCAAAGACACCGCGGAGCUCCGAGGCAGCAUGCCGGGGAACAGUGGAGUGUACGCGGUGAAGAGGAGGAAGAAGCCCGUGCAGAAAGUCCCAAAGCCUCCUCCUGUGAAGACAAACCCGUCCAAGAGACACCGGGACCGCCUCAAUGUGGAGCUGGAGCGCCUCACCGGCAUGCUGCCGUUCUCCGAGGAGGUCAAAAACCGCCUGGACAAGCUGUCGGUGCUGCGGCUCAGCGUGGGAUACCUCAAAGCCAAGAGUUACUUCCACGCGGCGCUCCAGAAGAGAUCAGCUCCUCCUGUCGCUCCAAACGGCAGAAACGGCCAAUCACUGUCCCUGGAUGGAGUCGGCUUCUCAGAGGGAGAUCUCCUUCUCCAGGCUCUGAACGGCUUCGUGUUAGUCGUGACGACCGACGGCACGAUCUUCUACGCCUCGCCCACCAUCCAGGACUUCCUCGGCUUCCAUCAGUCGGAUGUGGUCCAUCAAAGUGUGGGUGACCUGGUUCACGUGGACGACAGAGAGAUGUUCAAGUGUCAGCUCCACUUCGCCCUCAACCCGGGACAGACUGACUCCAUCCAGAGAGCAGAAGACGGGCAGUCCAGCAGCUCAGUGGGUCUCCUGCCUCAGUACAUCCCUCCAGAGAACUCCUCCUUCCUGGAGAGAAGCUUCUGCUGUCGACUCCGCUGCCUCCUGGACAACACCUCUGGAUUCCUGGCGCUUAACUUCCACGGGCACCUGAAGUUCGUCUACCUUCAGGGAAUGGAGGCUGAUGGGACUGCUCCUCCUCCUCAGCUGGCUCUGUUUGCCAUCGCAACGCCCGUGCAGCCGCCGUCCGUCAUGGAGAUCCGCACCAAGACCCUCAUCUUCCAGAGCAAACACAGGAUGGACUUUGCUCCCAUGGGCAUUGACACCAGAGGGAAGCUGGUUUUAGGGUAUUCAGAGACCGAGCUGGUCACCACAGGCUCUGGGUAUCAGUUCAUCCACGCUGCUGACAUGAUGUACUGCGCCGACAAUCAUCUCAGGAUGAUCAAGACCGGAGACAGCGGCUUCACGUUCUUCAGGCUGCUGACGAAAACAGGACAGUGGUUGUGGGUUCAGGCCAAUGCAAGGGUUGUCUUCAAGGGAGGAAGGCCAGACUUCAUCAUCGCUCGUCAGAAAGCCCUCACAAACGAAGAAGGAGAGGAACACCUGCACCAGAGGAGACAGCAGCUCCCCUUCAACCUCGCCACCGGUGAAGGCGUCCUUUACGACACCUCCCUCGAUGCCUUCUCCAUGUCCGGUCCUCCUGAAUCCGGUGCACCAGGCACCACAGAGCCCACAGCAGAGAAACCUCUGGACCCCGCCUCCCUUCUAGGAUCCCUCCGCCGUCAGGACCACUCAGUUUACACCCAGCCGCAGAAUCCCAGUCCCCCGCUCCCCAUAUUUGACCAGAUAGAGGACUCUGAGUACGAGCAGCCGUCGUUUGAGCAGGCCUUCCUGGACAGCCAUGCUUUGCUGAGCGUGCCGGGACAGAUCCAGGCCUCCCAGAAGAGGUCCAUCACAGGGGACCUCACCUCGGAUGCCAUGAUCGACUCAUUGGAGCAGAUAUUGGGGGACAUUGGGGACGGAAUGAUACAGGGUCUUGAAGUUGAGGAGACAGAGCUGAGGGACUGGGAGAACACUCUUGUUGACGUGAACAACAAGAGGGAGGAGGCAUCCAUGGACAUCAACAGCAUCCUGGCCAACGACGUGUUCUCGUACGUGGAGGAGGCUCUGAGGAGAGAGGCUGCCGGGUUUGUGCAGAUCCCAGAUCAGAAAGCUCCGGUCUCUGUGAACACUUUAUCCAAUCAAGGACCGCUUCCUGGAUCUGUGUUUUCAAAUAAUGAGUUUGCAGAUCAGACUCUGUUGGGGGAUGUUCUCGUUGGUUGUUCUGGACCAAAAGGCGCGUUGCAAAUUGGGUCAAACAGGGCGGCGCCCACACAGUGUCGCAACAACCCCCAGGAACACACCUCUUCGCUGUGGCCGCCGAGCGGCGACAAUCAGCAAUGUGGCAACCCGAUGAUUUCAACACAAUCAUUCCACGCUGUCCAAUCCCAGCCUCAUGUGGCUCAAGAGUCCUGGCUUCCAUCCGUACAGAACAACAUCCACCAGUCCGGCUCGGGAGUCAUGGACCAGAGAGUACAAUACAGACUGAACCACGCAGGUCCACAGCAGACGUAUGUGGGGCAACCACUUCAGACCCCUUCAGCGUGGCAGCAGCAGCAGCUGCCUCCACAUUUUCCCCAUCACACACUGACACAUUCCUCGCACACACCCGGCAGCGUGAACUCAACGGCUCCGUCAUUCCACCCACAAACGCAGCGAUUAUCCGGCAGCUGCAUGUAUGAAAAAAGAGAAGGUCACAUACCGAACGCUGCUGCCCGACAGAACGGACCUCCUCUGGGACCUCCGAGAUCCAAGGGACCCACACACGGUGCAGGGACGACCGCAAACCCGUCCCAUCCUAAUGGGGGAGUCGGAGUCCUAAACCAGGGGAUGGUGCAGUCCAACACGUCCAUGAAUGCUUGUGCUGAAGUCGGCAACCUUGGUUUUGGACAUCGGCGGGAAGGCGACGCUGUGUUGGGACCGUCUCAGUCCGAGUACCCGAAUGGGAACGCGUCUCUGCAGUCGUCUUUCUUCUGCUGGAACGGCGAAGCUCAGAUCUCCAACGGCACCCUGAAUGGCGUGGAUGACUCGUUCGCCUUCCCCCCUCUCCCCUCUGGGAACAUCAACCUCUCCCAGAGCAGCGGGUCACAGCCGCCUCUACGCUGCCCUCAGAGACUCUGAUGGACUGACAGGUAUGAGAUUAUGAGGACUUUCCCUACAUGGAUACUUUAAGGAUGUUGUGUCUGCUGUGGCUCACCAAAGACUUCGGACCUUCUCAUUUCAAACUUCGUCUUCUUGUCGGACGAUUGAGCCUCGCCUCUUCAAAUAUUUAUCAGACUCUUCUAACCCAGUUAUCGUCUUUCUUUCUGCGUGUACGAGGCGGAAAGGAACCGAGCAUUUUGUGAAGAAUAAACGCUGGACCCAGCAGGACUCAAUGUGGAAUAUGGACGUGAUCUCUUGACUCUCUGGAUCCUACAACACGGAGGACUUCUCACACCAGUUUAACUCUUCUGACCCUUUCACAAUGUGAAUGUGGGAACCUGUAAAUAUCCACUUUAUGUCUCUGAGGAUGCAUCAUAGAGGAGAGGACUUUAAAUCAACUUACUGUCAGUAAACUUUGAUGUUUAUAUCCGGCUGCAGGGUGAAGCUAAAGUUUCAGAUCUGAUCCGGAGGGCUCCGACCUGCAGGAUCCAGUGGAAGUUAACUCACUGACUAGAAUAGAAACCUAUCAGAUGUGGUGGAAUUUGGACAUUCAACUCUCUGUGUUGUCUUUGAAACAGCUCCUGCUUCCUUUAAUGUUCCUGUUUAAAGACAUCAGAGAGGAAGAGAUCGGUCUGUGCACAGUUCUUUGUGUUUCUGUUAGACGCUCUGACGUGAUGCAGUUUGCUUUAAGAACAUUUUUGUCCCAUCAGCUGCAGACAAACUUUGCAUGAAGUCAGUGGACUCUCUGAUUAUCUCGUUUGAUAGGCAACCAGAAACUGUUUCAAAGAACAAUCAGACACUUGUUCUUGUUUACGACAAACUUUUAAAGUGUGUCUUUUAUUGAGACUCUGAUUCUGAUUAAUGGAACCAAAGAGGGAACUGGAGGCGCUCUUAUUCCCCAAAGAACCGCAGCACAACUCCAGCCUGGUUUAUACCUCUGUGCUGACUCUACAACGCCGUCGUACUUGAAACACUCCGCCUUAAAGGUGACAUAUCAUGCUUUUUUCAUCAACAUAUAUUGGUCUAAGAGGUCCCCAAAACAUGUCUUUAAAGUUUAUGCUCAAAAAAACACUUUGAAAUCAGAUUUUGGUCUGCCUGAAAAACCCUGUUCUUCAGUCCUCCUCAGAACAAUCUGUUUUCUCUCUGACCACGCCCCCUCAGGAAGUGGAUGUGCCUCGGCUGUCCAGCAAGUUGAUCUAAUGUUUACAUGUUGGCUGAAUAUACACGGCUGCUCAGAGAUCGCGUUACUUCAACCCUCUGAAUCUGAUCCAGAAUCUGAUCCUGACGGAGAGGCGCCUGCAGCAGGACCUUUCUGAACCAUUGGUCACAGAUUUAGUGUUUCUUGUUGUUUUAUUUAUCAGUAUGUCGACGUGUCUUGGUACACAGCUACAGCUACAGCUAUGAACAUGUAGCUAUGUGGCUAUGCUAAUUAGCGCUAGCACUUAUCCAUGACAAAUAAAAAUCAUCCACUAGAUCUUCAAAUCUGCAGACGUGGGGAGUAAAACCGACCUCUGCCAGAAAGGCAGCAGGACCUUUCUGAAGGAUUGGUCACAGAUUUAGUGUUUCUUCUUGUUUUAUUUGUCAGUAUGUCGACGUGUGUCUUGGUACACAGCUACGACAUGUAGCUAUGCUAACUAGCGCUAGCACUUAUCCAUGAUAAAUAAAAAUCAUCCACUAGAUCUUCAAAUCUGCAGACGUGGGGAGUAAAACCGACCUUUUGACCUUUUAUUAAGACAGCCUACAACUAGCAUGCCUCCCUCCUAAGCUCCUUGUUAGCACACAUGUGUGCAGGGAAUGAAAAACAGAGGAGGGGUUGAGUUGUAUUUUAUACAGUCUAUGGGCUGAACAAGCUCCGAGCUCUGACUCCGUGACAGACCGGAUAUUGUUGUUACGUAACAAAAACACUGAAAACUGAAACGGCUGGUUUCACACACAUUUACAGAAAGGUGGAGAAAUCAGAACAGGGGCAGAAUGGAUUAUUUUCAUUCUCGGGGGGUUUGUAGACAGGGACACAUAUUUCAGGUAGAGAACCAUUAAAAAGAACAUUUUGCAUGAUAUGUCACCUUUAACACUUGAUGGCAGUGUGAAUUCUAUGCAAGUCAGAUCGCCUGUUUCUAGACCCGCUAUGUUUCCUGCUUUUGUCCACGGUGAACUUUGACGACUCUGAGCGUGUUACAUUAAAUUGGAGAUUUAAAACAUUGCCGUUGAUCAAACAGAAGUUAAUACUAAGGAGAAAAGAGAGGACAUGUCACAGGAGAUGACAUGAGGUGACUUAAGACGCCAUCUUUUGAGAGGAGAACGUACCAGGAGAAGCUCGACCUGAUCAGCCGAACAUCACAAUUAAUCAGCAGUCCAAAGACAGAGGGAGACAACACACCCGGUCUUUUUCCAGGACCUGGUUUAGCAACAAGUCUUAUAUGUCUAUUUUAGACAUAUAAGAGUUAUAGCCCCCCCCCCCCCUGGAGAAAGCUCCACUAGCCGCCUCUGAUGUAAACGUAUUCUGCGUAGGAACAGACGUAGAAGUAUAAACCAGGCUCGGUCACUUCAGGAUGAUCUGUCAUUGAAAAAUAAAGAAGAAGAAAUCAUGUGAGGAAUGAUUUACAAGUGAUAGAAGAUGGAAUAAAGAGGGAAAACGCUUUAAUGCUUUCACUAAAUUUGCAAGUUCAGCGUCCAGACUUCUUCAGGAAAUACAGACACAUGCGGUGACACAGAACCACAAAGAUACUAAUAAAUACAUCUAUAAAUCAAAGCAUUUAACCUUUUUCCUACAGAUGAGUCUCUGAGUUUGUCCUGUCUUCUCUAUAGAUUUGCUCAAACCCUGACUUCAGGCAUUCAGAGGAUGUAAGUAAACAAUAAAAAUUGGAAGAACCAAGAACAUUUAAGUAUUAUUCAACAUUUUAUUUGGUCUUCUUUUGGCUGUUAUGAUGCUGUAACUCACUGUGGUUCACUAUUUGUCUAAACUCCAGCCUCCAGGUGUCGAAGAAGGUCCUCAAAGAGUCUUUAAAUUUGAGCCCUGACAGUUCAUAAAGCGCUCCUCUGUUUGUACUCCAUGUUAGAGAGAUGGCAGCUCCAGUUCUCAGUGUGAACACUAAACUGGGACUCUGAAUCAUACGUCUGUUUGUUUUCACUUCCAUGUCAGCUGUACCAAAGAAGAACUCCCUCCUCAAUCAUAUUCAGAACCGUGCACAUGUAUACUCUUAGUGCCUGCUGGAGACGGCCAUAUAACUGCGCCUGUGUAAUUAGAGGUAACAUUAUAGCUGCUUGUGUACCACAUAUAACCCUCCAGUUUAAUUUAUUCUGCCAUUAAAGAACUGUAACCGCUCA